UGACAUCGGACGAAAACGAAAACUCGAUGAGUGAAGACUCGUGAUAAUAACUUGAUUUCUCGCCGUCAUCGAGACAUCCAGCCUUGGCCAGAGCUCAGCCUCCCAAGGUGCACUGAGCUGGAGAGAGAGGCCAACAUGGCAGCCAAAGCAGGAGACAACCCUGACAGCCUCAUGUCGGUGGCAACGGUCUUCUGCCUGAGGAACCUCAGGAAGACCAUGUGCUACCAGGGAUUCAGGAGCAAGCUGAGUCUGCGCUCGGACAUCUUCCUUCCCAGCGAAAUCUGCGAUAAGCUGGUCAACACAUAUAUGGAGUUGGUCCACACAGACAGUAACUUUGAACCAGAAGAAAGCUUCUUCCAACUCUUCUCAGACCCUCGGAGCACCAGACUGACCCGGGUGCAGCUGAGAGAAGACUUUGUUCGGGACAGGGAUCUGGAGGCCAUUCGGAAACAGGACCUGAUUGAGCUCCACCUCACCUACUGCAACAGCCUGUCCUCCCGCAGCCUGAAAACACUCACCUGCUUCCGGGAGACCUUGGUGUCUCUUUGUCUCUUCGGCUGCAGCCACAUCUUCUACAGGAAGGGCGGCGCCCCGCUCGCCUGCAAUGAAGACACCGAGGACGAGGACGAGGAGAGCCCAGCUUCUCGGCAGGCUCUAGAGACAGACUUUAACUUCCAGGGGUUCAACCGCCUCCGGCUGCUCAAUUUAGGAGGCCUGCCUGACGAGGUGGACGCUGAGAACCUGCUCAAGCCCCUGAAGGCUCUCACCUCACUAGAUCUGUCUAAUGUACACUUGCUGGGGACAUCGUUUCUCACCCAGUGGAAAGAUAGACUGGCAUCUCUUGUUCUCUACAACGUGGACCUGUCAGAGGAGCUGGUCAGUACCGUGGUAGAGAUCACUAACCUCAGACACCUUGACGUCUCGCGGGAGAGCCGGCGGACCUCUAAGUGUAAGAUGACCAGGAAGACCCUGACGGCCAUCGUCCAGCGUCUGGUCCACCUGGUGUCGCUGGACGUCUCGGGGCACAUGAUGCUGGACAACUGCACCGUUCCACACUUUGAAGACGCGAUGGGUCGGCCGAGCAUCGAGCCUUGCAAAAGCAGCAUCUAUCCUUUCCAGGAGCUGAAGAGGCCGCUGCAGUUCCUGGGCCUGUACGACACCACCCUCUGUAAUGUGACCCACAUCCCUGCUUAUAAGGUGACUGGAUCAAAGAAUGAGGACCAGGUCCUGAAUGCCAUCGAGGUUUACACCGAGUUCCGCCCCGAGCUGGCCCAAAGAGCCAUCAACCAGCUGUUUGACAUCGCCAGGAUACAGCACUGCAGCCAGCUGCUGCGAGCUCUGCAGCUGGUCAUAGCAGCACUAAAGUGCCACAAAUAUGAUAAGAGCAUCCAGGUGACGGGCAGCGCCGCUCUGUUCUACCUGACCAACACCGAGUACCGCAGCGACCAGAGUGUGCGCUUGCGUAGGGAGGUCAUCCAGGUGGUCCUCAAUGGAAUGGAGCAGUACCAGGAGGUCACCGUCCAGAGGAACUGCUGCCUGACUCUGUGUAACUUCAGCAUUCCAGAGGAGCUGGAGUUCCAGUACAGUCGGGUCAACCAGCUGCUGCUGAAGAUCCUGGAGCCGGCCCGGCAGGACGAGUCCAUCCAGAGGAUCGCGGUGCACCUGUGCAACGCCUUGGUGUGUCAGGUGGACAACCACCACAAGGAGGCCGUGGGCAAGAUGGGCUUCGUCAAGACGAUGUUGAAUUUAAUCCAGAAGAAGUUACAGGACCGGCUGUGUGACCAGGUGAUGGAGUUCUCCUGGAGCGCUCUGUGGAACAUCACCGAUGAGACGCCUGAUAACUGCCAGAUGUUCCUCAACUGUCGGGGCAUGAGUCUGUUCCUGGAGUGUCUGCAGGAGUUUCCAGACAAACAGGAGCUUCACCGCAACAUGUUGGGGCUGCUGGGGAAUGUAGCUGAGGUGAAGGCUCUGAGGCCACAGCUGCUCACCCCCCAGUUCAUCUCAGUGUUCAGCGAGCUGCUGGGCAGUAAGGCCGAUGGCAUCGAGGUGUCCUACAACGCGUGCGGCGUGCUGUCCCACAUCGUGUUCGACGGGCCGGAGGUGUGGUCCAUGGAGGAGCCGCUCAGGGUCACGGUGAUGGACCAGAUGUGGGACGCCAUCCGGAGCUGGGACGUCAGCUCGCGGCGCAACAUCAACUACAGGUCCUUCGAGCCCAUCCUGCGCCUGCUGCCCCAGAGCAUCGCCCCGGUCAGCCAGCACUGGGCCACCUGGGCGCUCUUCAACCUGGUGUCGGUGUACCCAAGCAAGUACUGUCCCCUGCUGAUCAAGGAGGGAGGAGUCACUCUGCUGGAGAAGGUUCUGGAACUGGACAGCUCCGACCCGGAGACCAAGGACAUGGCCAGCAAAGUGAUGGAGCAGUGUGAGAACUUCAAAGAAGACCCCAUGGAAACCAGCCAGGAGGUGAACUCUGGCCAAAGAGGAUGACCUCACAGGAGCUAUGACAUCAUACUGAGGCCCCGCCCCCUGCCAGCACCACCAGGGGCAGUCAUGUGCAUUAUUCUUAUUAUUCUUAUGAUCUCGUAGAGCAACAAUGUGUCUCUGACCUCCUCCUGUGUGUGUGGCACAAUGAUGAUUUCUUUGUUAUAUAUGUAAAUAUGAAGUGUUUGUCUCUUACUGUGUGUAUGUUUUAUAAUGUAAUUAUAAACACUCAUAACUUUA
Molecule: messenger RNA, 2718 nt
Organism: Pseudoliparis swirei
Lineage: Eukaryota; Metazoa; Chordata; Actinopteri; Perciformes; Liparidae
Gene: zer1
Product: zyg-11 related, cell cycle regulator
Exons: 16
Coding region: 136-2484 (782 amino acids)
Cellular component (GO): Cul2-RING ubiquitin ligase complex
Molecular function (GO): protein binding
Source: RefSeq, a predicted model, not a curated record